Molecule: messenger RNA, 7025 nt
Organism: Manis javanica (Malayan pangolin)
Lineage: Eukaryota; Metazoa; Chordata; Mammalia; Pholidota; Manidae
Source: RefSeq, a predicted model, not a curated record
CCGCCGAGACCGAAGCGAGCCCGGCGGCCCCUCCCGCGCCCCUCCAGUUUCUGAUCUGCGCCGCGAAAGCGCCGAGUCCCGACUCUCCAACCGGUGUUGCCGGGACCCCAGGGCCGCCGGAGCGCUCGCCCGCUGCGCGUCGUCGGAGCACCGCCCUCCGGCCGAGGAGCGGCAGGACCGCGGGGGCGGGGGCCCGGGUCCCGGCCCCGCCCGGAGUCCCGCGCGCAGGAGCCGCCUCCGCCGGCAGGCAGCUCCGGGCCACGUUUUGCAGGCGGCCGCCUCUGCCUCGCGGUGCCCGCCGCCCCCAGCCCGGCACUACUUGGGCCGCGCGGUGGAAGGACACAGUGAGGGCGCCGUCGUCGGCCGCACGGCGCAAGGAUCCGCGCUGCGAGGUGCUGAGGCCGGGCUGUCAGUCACUCGGCGCGGCGCGCGCACGCAGCUCGGCGCGGCUGGCGGGGAGCGAGUCCGCCCAGGUCGCCGUCCUCCGCCGGCAGCCGGCCUCCCCGGGCUGUUGCUCCGCCGCCGUCCGCGCCCGAGGGCACAGGGUCGACCGCGGCACGAGCGUCGCUCGCAGCCAGCAGGGAACAAUGCUGCGCACCGAGCAUCUCCUCUGGACGUGGCUCCUCCUGGGAACCGCAGCUUCUCUGCAGGUGGAUAUUGUCCCCAGCCAAGGGGAGAUCAGCGUCGGGGAGUCCAAGUUCUUCUUAUGCCAAGUGGCAGGAGAUGCCAAAGAUAAAGACAUCUCCUGGUUCUCCCCAAACGGAGAGAAGCUCACCCCGAACCAGCAGCGGAUCUCGGUGGUGUGGAAUGAUGACUCAUCAUCCACGCUCACCAUCUACAACGCCGACAUCGACGACGCAGGCAUCUACAAGUGCGUGGUCACCAGCGACGAUGGCAGUGAGUCAGAGGCCACGGUCAACGUGAAGAUCUUCCAGAAACUCAUGUUCAAGAACGCGCCGACGCCACAGGAGUUCAGGGAGGGGGACGAUGCCGUGGUUGUGUGCGAUGUGGUCAGCUCCCUGCCCCCCACCAUCAUCUGGAAACACAAAGGCCGAGAUGUCGUCCUGAAAAAAGAUGUGCGAUUCAUAGUCCUGUCCAACAACUACCUGCAGAUCCGGGGCAUCAAGAAAACAGAUGAGGGUGCUUACCGCUGUGAGGGCAGGAUCCUGGCGCGGGGGGAGAUCAACUUCAAGGACAUCCAGGUCAUCGUGAACGUGCCGCCCACCGUCCAGGCCCGGCAGAGCGCAGUGAAUGCCACCGCCAGCCUUGGCCAGUCCGUCACCCUGGCAUGUGAUGCUGAAGGCUUCCCAGAGCCCACCAUGAGCUGGACCAAGGAUGGGGAGCAGAUAGAGAGCGAGGAGGCCGAGAAGUAUGUCUUCAGCGACGACAGCUCCGAGCUGACCAUCAGAAAGGUGGAUAAGGGUGACGAGGCCGAGUAUGUGUGCAUCGCCGAGAACAAGGCUGGGGAGCAGGACGCGUCCAUCCACCUCAAAGUCUUCGCAAAACCCAAAAUCACUUACGUAGAGAACCAGACGGCCAUGGAGCUGGAGGAACAAGUUACCCUCACCUGCGAAGCCUCGGGAGACCCCAUCCCCUCCAUCACCUGGAGGACGUCUACCCGAAACAUCAGCAGCGAAGAAAAGGCCUCGUGGACUCGACCAGAGAAGCAAGAGACUCUGGACGGGCACAUGGUGGUGCGGAGCCAUGCGCGUGUGUCGUCCCUGACCCUGAAGAGCAUCCAGUACACAGACGCCGGAGAAUACACCUGCACGGCCAGCAACGCCGUGGGCCAGGACUCCCGGGCCCUGUACCUGGAAGUGCAAUAUGCCCCCAAGCUGCAGGGCCCCGUGGCUGUGUACACUUGGGAGGGGAACCAGGUGAACAUCACCUGCGAGGUGUUUGCCUACCCCAGUGCCACAAUUUCGUGGUUCCGAGAUGGUCAGCUGCUGCCAAGCUCCAACUACAGCAACAUCAAGAUCUACAACACCCAGUCUGCCAGCUCCCUGGAGGUGACCCCAGACUCCGAGAGUGAUUUCGGGAACUAUAACUGCACCGCGGUGAACCGUGUUGGGCAGGAGUCUCUGGAAUUCAUCCUCGUCCAAGCAGACACCCCAUCCUCACCGUCCAUCGACCAGGUGGAGCCCUACUCGAGCACAGCACAGGUGCAGUUUGAUGAACCCGAGGCCACAGGCGGGGUGCCCAUCCUCAAGUACAAGGCUGAGUGGAGAGCAGCGGGCGAGGAGGGGUGGCACUUCCGGUGGUUCGAUGCCAAAGAAGCCAGCAUGGAGGGCAUCGUCACCAUCGCGGGCCUGAAGCCCGAGACGACGUAUGCCGUACGACUGGCCGCCCUCAACGGCAAGGGCCUGGGAGAGAUCAGCGCCGCCUCCGAGUUCAGGACGCAGCCAGUCCAUAGCCCUCCUCCACCGGCUCCUGUUAGCUCUGCCACCCCUGUCCCCUUGUCUCAUCCAGACACAACCUGGCUUCUUCCUGCCCUCACGACCACAGAGCCACCCAAAGGGGAACCCAGCGCUCCUAAGCUCGAAGGGCAGAUGGGAGAGGACGGAAACUCCAUCAAGGUGAACCUGAUCAAGCAGGACGACGGCGGCUCCCCCAUCAGACACUACCUGGUCAGGUACCGAGCGAAGCUGUCCUCCGAGUGGAAACCAGAGAUCAGGCUCCCAUCUGGCAGUGACCACGUCAUGCUCAAGGCCCUGGACUGGAACGCUGAGUACGAGGUCUACGUGGUGGCCGAGAACCAGCAGGGGAAGUCCAAGGCGGCUCACUUUGUGUUCAGGACGUCGGCCCAGCCCACAGCCAUCCCAGCCAAUGGCAGCCCCACAUCGGGCCUGGGCACCGGUGCCGUCGUGGGCAUCCUCAUUGUCAUCUUCUUCCUGCUCCUGGUGGUGGCGGACAUCACCUGCUACUUCCUGAACAAGUGUGGCCUGCUCAUGUGCAUCGCCGUCAACCUCUGCGGGAAGGCCGGGCCCGGGGCCAAGGGCAAGGACGUGGAGGAGGGCAAGGCCGCCUUCUCGAAAGAUGAGUCCAAGGAGCCCAUCGUGGAGGUGCGGACAGAGGAGGAGCGGACCCCAAACCACGAUGGGGGGAAGCACGUGGAGCCCAAUGAGACCACGCCGCUGACGGAGCCCGAGCUGCCUGCUGACACCACAGCCACUGUGGAGGACAUGCUGCCUUCUGUCACCACCGUCACCGCUAACUCUGACCCUGUCACCGAAACCUUUGCCACCGCUCAGAACAGCCCCACCAGUGAGACCACCACCCUGACCUCCAGCAUUGCCCCCCCAGCCAGUGUCACCCCUGACUCUAACUCUGUGCCCCCUGGCCAGGCCACCCCUUCCAAGGGACCGGGCACUGCCGCCGCCUCCCCACCCCCAGCUCCAGCACCCACAGUCGCCCCCCUUGUUGACCUGAGUGACACCCCGAUCUCAGCCCCUACCGCCAGCAGUUUGUCCACCAGUGUCCUGGCCCCCCAGGGGGCCGUGCUCAGCCCGAGCGCCCCUGCCAGUGUGGGGGAGGCCGCCAAGGCCCCUCCAGCAGGCAAGCCAGCCCUCGCGCCAGGCCCCACCUCCACCGGGGUAGCCAGUCCCCUGGCCCCCACAGCUGCCCCUGCCCCAGAAGCCCCCCAGGCCACCCAGGAGGCUCCCCGCACCAAAGGCCUGGACCCCGAGCCCACCCAGCCAGGCGCCAGCAAGAGCACUGCAGAGGCAGCCCCCACGCCCCCUAACCCGGAGGGCGAGGCCGCCUCCUCCCGGGCCGCCAACCCCGCCCAGAGUGAGGACUUUAAAGUGGACGAAGGGAACUUCAAGACCCCAGAUAUUGACCUUGCAAAGGAUGUUUUUGCAGCCCUGGGCUCUCCUGCUCCCGCCGCUGGGGCCAGUGGACAGGCGCCUGCACUCGCUCCUCCCACUGCAGACACCUCGGUUCCGCCUGCACCGGCCCAGACCGAGAAGGGCCCCUUAGACACGAAACUGGAGCGCCAGGAGACAGAGACGCAGCCCGCACCCGCCGCAGCCAAGACGACCCCCAACGAGGCCCCACAGACAGCGGAGAGCGAGAGCAAAGCCUGACGGGUGACCGGAAAGGAGCCGAUCGGAACGGAAAGUGGCAGCAGCUUCGCCAGAGCGUUUCCAAUAUCACACACACACGCGCGUGCAUGCGCACUCGCAGACACACACACGCACGCACACACGCAUCUCAUUCCUCUAGUGUCUUUGCCUUUAAAAAAAAGCUAAACAGAUAAACACGGGAUUCCCUUUUUGUAGAUUUAUAGAAAGGGGCCCUUGUAAGCUCACUUGUGCGCUCACUGUAAGAAAAUGAAACAAAAGGGUUAAACCCACAGCCAAACUAGGACACUCCGUUCCCUGAAAUCGUUCAAAGUCAAACAAAAGGACCCCAAAUUAACAACCCAGCUCGGAAACAAAAUCUAGGUUCAGGAAGAUUGCUGGUGACACCCGCUGGCACAGACCAGCCUCAGAGAGAUGCUUCCCGGCGCUGAGACUAACCGAAUGAACAAAGUCCAAGUUUAUUUUUAUACUUUCAGUCAAGUUUGAACUCUGUAAGACCUCAUAAGUAAGUUAUAAUUUCUGUUCACUUUGUAUUUGCUCAGUAUGCAAAGUGUGUCGCCCUCCAGCGGAAUUCCGUUCCCACAUAGACUCUUGUUUCGCUGGAAGGACCCCAGACCGCAGUCCUGGGGGUGCAGAUCUCAAUUUGCCAGGAUCCGGGUUUCCUCCUUUUUCUUUCUCUUUUUCAUUCUUUUUUUUCUUUUUCUUUCCUCUCUGUUGGUAGAACUUUGUUUUCCAGUGUUUACAAGUUGACAGAUGUUUGACUUCGGUUGUGCUUACAUGUCCAUGCAAAAUAGCUGCCUUUUUUUUUUUUUAAGUUACAGACACUGCCCGGAGGCGGGAAGCACCGUCCUGGCCUUUGGCCCAGGAGGACGUCACAGAAUGUGCUUGUUUACAGUUGCUCGCCCCCCUUCUGAUGGGAAAUGUCUGCCUGUGCACAGCUCAGGUGGAAACCCAUCUCGUUUUGGACAAAUUUCGCUUCUUGAUUCUCAGUUCCUUUUUUUGUCUCUUGGGGGUGAGACCACUUUCUGAUCAGCCGCCACCUGCCUCUAUCUGGGAAGAAGGGAUCUGCUCCCCAGGCGUCCGCGUCCUUCUGAAGGAUUCCUUAGGCCUUGCUGAAUGAAGCAGAGAGAUUGUAUAGUUGGGGCUGGUCUUGGUGAACACACAUUUUACCCCAAACAUCCCCUUUUUGUAGAAAGCCAAAUAAAAUACAUGCCAUCCAAUUUCCUUUUGAGCCCAGAAUCUAGAUUUGAGCGGAAGAGCAUGUGUGCUUCAGGGAAUUAGUGUCUUUUUUUGGAAAUCUGUUGAACUAAUGUAACAUCGGCCUUCUGUUCCCUUAGGCAGCAUUUGUAGAAACAAAAGGAAACACCGACCUGCUGUCUGGAGUCAUAACACGACUUUCCUAGAUCAGAAACCAAGUUGGGGGAAAAUACAGGAACUUCAAGGGGGAUGGGAGGGGGGAGAAGGGAAAAGCCAGCCCUUUGUAUAGAAAUUCUGCUUUUCUUUUUGUCAUUCUGCUUUAGAACUGCAAGCUUGUGCAAUGUGGAUGCGUGAAUAUUUUAGUGUGAAAUGUGUUUUUGUCAUAGUAUUGAAAUAAAACUUCAGCAUAGUUUGGUUGUGGGAGAUGUAGCAGGUAGUUCAGAAGAAAUAUUCAGGAAACAAAAAUAACUCUUAAAAGGAAGUGAAGCCUUUAAACAAGGAAAAUGAACUAAAGUGACGACGACGAUGAGGCUGAGUAAGGCAGGCGGUGCCGGCGCACGUCUCUUCCUGGUGUGGCCACAAGGCCGCUGGCCCUCCUGCAGUCCGAUCCCUGGCGAGUGCUGAGAUGACAAUUUCAAACUGUGAAAAAUAAUGGUCUUGUCAUUUGCUAAAUGUGGGUUAUUUUGCAUUUUCUCAGCUCCUGGGGAUGGAAGUGGAGGUCGCAGGGCGCACAGCCCUGGACCCUUGAUUCCUGGGCUCGCACUCUGUGGCUCAGGCAUACAGGCCUCGGGAACAAGUGAAGUGCAGACAGGUCUUAGUGCAUGGCAGCAGGAGCGCCCAGCACGCCGGCUGGGGCCCCGGGCCUGGCAGGGAGUACCCCGUGGGCUCACCUCCACACCUGGGUGACGGCUCGGACCGCCUAGGCCAGGCCCAUGCUGUGCCUCAUGGAGGCUGCAUUUCACUCCGAGUGGCUGUGGCCAAGCGAACUGAUUCUGGCUCUGACAUUAGGACAAGAAGGAGGUAGUCAACCCUCAGAUAACCUGGCCCCGGGCAGCAGACCCCCCCUUCCGACCCCUGGCCCCGCCGGUAGCCGGAGCCCCCAUUGCCCACCCUCCGACCACCUCUCUCCCGUUAUACAUAGAUUUGUCUCUGCAUGCGUGAGCUUUCCUUUCUUUAAAACAAACCAGAACAGCAGUGCGCUCUCUCAAAUCAGAGGGAGUCGCUUCACUUUCAAGAUGGUCUUUUAUGUUAAGGGAUAAAAGCAUAUGGUUUUCCUUUCUUAAUCUUUUGAAGGCAGGGUCAGCUCUCCCAGCUUCUGAUGUCAUGUGUCUAUAUGUCUGUGUGCAUACAUACGUAUUCACACACAUGCCGGCGUGGCCAGGGUCUGCUGGAGAGGCACUCAGGUGCCACACGCAGGGUCUUGCGUCCUGAAGGGCUGAGGUGGACGUGGUGCAGCCCUGGAAGUGGACCUCUGUUCUCACACUUCCCUACGGAGCCUUCCAAGACCCAGGUUUUCACUCUAGGCUGUCUGUCUAGAUGGCGGUUUUCAGACCUCCAUCAACAUCCCUGCCCAGCAUUCCAUACUUUGGGGGCCUUCUCUCUCGUUGCAAACUUUUUACCAAGUGAACAUCAAUACCACCUUUGUUUCCAUUCUCACUGGUGUAAAUACUGAGUACUAACUGAGAAUUUUGACUUUGCAUUCUGUCAGAAUACUUGUGUUCAAUAAAACCUGAAAGAAACAAAGUA